AGGCCGCCGCCGCCGCCGCCGCCGCCGCCGCCAGGCAACGGUUUCCAUGGCGAACGGGACCGACUCGCAGGAGGCGGCGGCGGCGGCCUUGUCAACUCGCAUCGCCUCAGGUGGGAAGAAGCAAGCGGGCAGACACGUGUCGAGAGCGCCGGCUGGGGGGGGCAAGGUGGGCGGAGAGGAGCGGCGAGAGUUCAGGUGAGGGGCCUGCGCGCCGCACGCGGGUCGGGAGUGGGGGGGGGGAAGGCACGUGUGAAUGCGUGUGCGCGUGUCGCUGCGGCCCUUGAGGCCCGGCAAGGAGGGGCAGGCAGGGAGGUGCCUUCGUUGGCUGCGAGGAGCUUCGGGGUGGCUCCUGGGCAAGGUAAAGCGACUAGCAGACGCCAUUGGUGAUAAUAAUAGUAAUAAUAAUCAUUUUAAUUCACGGGCCCAAUAGCGCUCAGGCUUUUCGAGGCCCUUGUCAAGCUGGCUUGAAGAAGCAGCUUUGGGGGACUUGGAAAUACGCAUGCCGUUUCAUUUUUGGCAUUUCUGUCAGACAGCUAUUGGAAAGGAAAUUUUGAAUUUAUUUAUUGCAUUCAAAUGCUGCCUUUCUCCCUCCAUGGCCUAGCUAUCCCCCUCUCUCUCUGUGUGUGUGUGUGUAUGUGUGUGUGAUUUUGUGUGUGUUUGUAUAUAUAUGUAUAUGAAUAUGACACACCUGCGACUUUCCUAGAAUGAAGUAAAGGUAAAGGGACCCCUGACCAUUAGGUCCAGUCGUGGCCAAUUCUGGGGUUGCGGCGCUCAUCUCGCUUUAUUGGCCAGUCAUGUGGCCAGCAGGAUGAAGCCGCUUCUGGCGAACCAGAGCAGCGCACAGAAACGCCGUUUAUCUUCCCGCCGGAGUGGUACCUAUUUAUCUACUUGCACUUUGACAUGCUUUCGAACCACCGACCUUCUGAUCGGCAAGUCCUAGGCUAUGUGGUUUAACCCACAGCGCCACCCGCGUCCCAUUAGAAUGAAGUAAGGUAAAGGUAAAGGUACCCCUGCCUGUACGGGCCAGUCGUGUCCGACUCUGGGGUUGUGCGUCCAUCUCACAUAAGAGGCCGGGGGCCAGCGCUGUCUGGAGACACUUCCGGGUCACGUGGCCAGCGUGACGAAGCUGCUCUGGCGAGCCGGCACCAGCGCAGCACACGAAAACGCCGUUUACCUUCCUGCUAGAAAGCAGUUCCUAUUUAUCUAUUUGCACUUAGGGGUGUUUUUUAACUGCUAGGUGGGCAGGAGCUGGGACCGAAAGACGGGAGCUCACCCCGCCGCGGGGAUUCGAACCGCCAACCAUGCGAUCGGCAAGCCCUAGGUGCUGAGGUUUUACCCACAGCGCCACCCUCGUCCCCUAGAAUGAAGUACCACCUCCUAAAAUGGAUUCUAAAAAGAACAUGGCAGACCCACUGAAAAUGCUCAUGGAUGACUAGUGGAAGAGGCUUCCACAAGCUGCCGAGCUUAGUGCCCAAACCUGGUGCCUGUAAAAGGUAAAAGGUAAAGGACCCCUGGAUGGUCCAGUCAAAGGUGACUAUGGGGUUGCAGCACUCAUCUCGUUUUCAGGCCGCGGGAAUGGCAUUUGUCCACAGACAGUUUUCUGGGUCUUGUGGCCCGCAGGACUAAACCGCUUCUGGCGCAAUGGGACACCGUGACGGAAACCAGAGCGCACAGAAACGCCGUUUACCUUCCUGCCGUACCUAUUUAUCUACUUGUACUGGCUUGCUUUCAAACUGCUAGGUAGGCAGGAGCUAGGACAGAACAACAGGAGCUCACCCCGUUGUGUGGAUUCGAACCGCCAACCUUCUGAUCGGCAAGCCUAAGAGGCUCAGUGGUUUAGACCACAACGCCACCUGCAUCCCUUACCUCUACCUUUUACCUGGUGCCUGUACAGGCGCUGCAGUCCAGACAGGUCCCUUGAUUAAUUUCCAGCCACUUAACAUUUAGAAUCCAGUAAUUUAAAGUUUCCCCACCAAUAUACCCCAACAGAAGGAAUGUGGCCACUGAGCCAAGUGUGGGGGUUAAAAAAAGAAUAUUGCAGACAAAUUAAUGGCGGAAAGGGCUCUCGAUGGCUACUAACCAGGACGGCUGUUCAAUGUUUCUGAAUACCAGUUCCUGGAAACCACAGGAAGGUAGAGUUGUUCUUGUGCUCAAAUCCUUGCAGGUUUUCCACAAGCAUCUGAUUGGCUACUGUGAAAAGGGGAUGCCGGAUUGGGUGAGCCGCUGGCCUGAUCCAGAACUUUCUGAGAACACAGAAGUACUGUUUUUGGGGGACAGGAGGCGGGCGGGUGUGGAGAACUCCCUGGUCCUGAAUGGGGUAACUGUGCCCCUGAAGGACCAGGUGCGCAGCCUGGGAGUCAUUUUGGACUCACAGCUGUCCAUGGAGGCGCAGGUCAAUUCUGUGUCCAGGGCAGCUGUCUACCAGCUCCAUCUGGUACGCAGGAUGAGACCCUCCCUGCCUGCGGACUGUCUUGCCAGAGUGGUGCUUGCUCUGGUUAUCUCCCGCUUGGACUACUGCAGUGCGCUCUACUGGGGCUACCUUUGAAGGUGACCCGGAAACUACAAUUAAUCCAGAUUGCGGCAGCUAGACUGGUGACUAGGAGCGGCCGCCGAGACCACAUAACACUGGUCUUGAAAGACCUACAUUGGCUCCCAGCACGUUUCCGAGCACAAUUCAAAGUGCUGACCUUUAAAGCCCUAAAUGGCCUCGGUGCAGUAUAUCUGAAGGAGCAUCUUCACCCCCAUCGUUCUGCCCAUACACUGAGGUCCAGCACCGAGGGCUUUCUGGCAGUUCCCUCCCUGCGAGAAGCCAAGUUACAGGGAACCAGGCAGAGGCCUUCUCGGUAUUGGCACCCGCCCUGUGGAACACCCUCCCACCAGAUGUCAAAGAGAACAACAACUACCAGACUUUUAGAAGACAUCUGAAGGCAGCCCUGUUUAGGGAAGCUUUUAAUGUUUGAUGCAUUACUGUAUUUUAAUAUUUUGUUGGAAGCCGCCCAGAGUGGCUGGGGAAGCCCAGCGAGAUGGGUGGGGUAUAAAUAAAUUAUUAUUAUUAUUAUUAUUUCUCCUUAUAUUCUUACUGAAUAUACUCAUAAAUGUCUAGUGGAAGAGGCUUCCAUAGGUUGCAGGGCAACUGCCAAGAGUACGGUAGCUUUAUAGGUGACCUUAGUUUCAAGUCCUGGUGCACAGAUGCUCUAGACAUGUGUUUUUAUUAAUUUCCGUUGAGUUAACAUUUCUGUAAUCUGAGAUGCAGCAUUUCCCCCUCCCUAGAGAAGGAAAAUUCAACACCAUGAUCAAGUCAACAUGUAGUGGAUUGUGGUCUCUAGGCUAAGUGUGUGGGUGUGAAUGAGUGAGUGAGAUAAAAAAGCUUUACCAGACAAUACCUAAUUGAAUUUAUAUUCCUAGUAAUGUUGACACAAGGCAUUCACAAAACAGGCCUGCUUUUGUUGACGGCCUUUGGUUUAGCAUUUUUGCAGGGUUAAACCGGGAUUAACACAAUCCAGGAAAUCAGUCUAAUGCCCUUAGCUAAUAUGAUAUGAGCAUUACAGUGCAUUAAUCUUUCUUAAACAUUAUCAAAUUAUGGCUUUUGAGUUAACAGCUGGCCUGUUCUGCUGCCUUUCCUUUCACAGGAUUUGUUAGGAAUUGGGACAUACUAUGAAUCUAAGUCUUUUGCCAUAGGCAAGCAGUGCCUCUGAAAAAACACUGAGUCAACCCUGGCACCCUGCACCCUCUUAUUUAGCAAUAGUAUAGCUUACUCAUUGGGUGAUGGGUGAGGCCAAAAGAACCCACAACAAAUGAUGCAGGGUGCCACCCUAGUGUGGGCAUUCUGACACCACACUGUGAUUUAGUCACGGCCUCUGGCAUGAACCACAUUUGUUGCCUGCGCUGAACAAUCACAUCCUUUGAGACCAGCAAGUCCAACUGUGUCAUACUGUACCUCACAAUUCUGAAUAGUCAUAGCCUGGCCUUCCUCAAUCUAGUGCCCUCCAGAUACUUUGGACUACAUCUCCCAUCAGUCCAUGAUGCUGCUGAUUGGAGCAUGGCUAUGCUCUGCUGGGGCUGAUGGGAAUUACAGUCCAAAACACCUGGAAGGGCAUUGGGUUGGCCAAGGCUGCUCUGUGUUCAGAAAAAGCACAACUGUAAAAAUAAUGUUUGUGUUUCUAAUAUCAGUGGGAUUGGCCGAAGAGCCAAGUCUAGGGCAGUGGUACUUUUGCCUUUGUACACAGCUCUAGCAUUUGCAGAAAUGCCUCAAAUAAUUGUUUUGCGUCUUCCUUCAGGAAAGCAAUGGCAUUUGCACCUCCCAGGAACCUGGAUGGCCCGAAGAUGCAAACCAAGAUGAGCACAUGGACACCCCUGAAUCACCAGUUGAUGAAUGACAAGGUGAGUACCAUUCAGUCAAUUUAAGUAUGGGCCUUCCCCCAGACAUUACGUUGGAGACACAAUCAGAGGGGACCUUUGGGUGAGCAGUAACAACAAAUUCUCCAUAAAAAGCAGCUAAGCCCUCAGUUGGCCAGCCUUGACCCUCCUCUAACCUGGCAGUACUUGAAUGCUCAGAAUAAUAAAUAAUAAUAAUAAUAAUAAUAAUAAUAAUAAUAUAUUAUUUGUACCCCGCCCAUCUGGCUAGGUUUCUCCAGCCACUCUGGGCGGCUUUCAACAAAGAUUAAAAGUACAUUAAAAUGUCACACGUUAAAAACUUCCCUGAACAGGGCUAUUAUGAGGGGGGAAAGCGUUGGGAUGGUCACACUGGCGUCUGAUGAUUUCAAAAGGGAUUAACAAAUACACGCUUUGUUUUCUAAUGGAGCGUGUCAAGAGGCGGCUAAGGUGGACGCAUAAGAGCUUGGAAAGCAAACAUUGUAUGUUUUUGUGAUCAAAGCCUAUAAGGCUCCCUAAUGCGAGCAGCUCUCCUGUCCUCCCCCUUUAGGCCCCUGAACCAAAAUGUGAUCCCAGAUCUGUUUAGCAUUUCCUUGUGACAAUAAUGAAACACCCCCACCAAAGGGUUGGCACGGGCAGGUGCUUCUUGUUUCAUCUUAAAUGAAGCCAACCAUAUAUGUGUAGACACCUCGGAAACAACAAAGUGAGCAAGGAUAGAACAUAAGAAUGUUAGAAGAGCCUGCUGGAUCCGGCCGGCGGCCCAUCUAGCUCAGCAUCCUGUUCUCACGAUGGCCAGUCAGAUGCCUGUGGGAAACCUGCUUUUUAAGAUGCUGUCUCUGCUUUUUAAUAUGCUGUCUUGAUGUUGCUGUCUAAGAUGUUGGCCACAGUGGGACCUCCAUAUUCCGAGGGAGUGUGCUUCUGAACGCUAAUUGCUACUGAAUCCUAGUACCUCACCAAAGACUCCUAAGUGAGAUCGUUGCACCUAUCUGUCUCAGGAGACAAUGCAGAGGGCGAAGUCAAACUGUUGGAGAAUUACAGCGCUUGCUGUGGCUGUAGAGACAAAUUUGGGAAAGAUAUGCUUUGUUGCAGCAGAGGCAGAUGAAGGUGUCUGGUUGUGCUGUCGCAGAUGCUGCAGUAAUAAGUAAUAUGGCGCUUCUUCUCCUCCCAGCGGUCUUUCCUCCUCUGGUCACUGGUAUGGAUGCAUAACCUGACUAUCUGCCUCCAGGCACUGUGACUGUCUGCUGGGGAUUCCCCAUAGCUGUCAACUUUUCCCUUUUCUUGCGAGGAAUCCUGUUCAGAAUAAGGGAAUUUCCCUUAAAAAAGGGAAAACGUUGACAGCUAUAGAUUCCCACAUGGCAGGAUUGAUGUCGCCAGCCUUCAUGUCACAACUGCACACAUCUUUGUAACACAGAGUUGGUCUGCCAACAGGCCUGAUGCCUGAAGUCAGUCAGUCAAAUAAGAGGCAACGUCCUCUUGUGGAUCCACACUGGUUAAGUAGCAGGGAGCAGGGAGUAGGAAUGAACAGACAGUUCUCCUGAUGUAGAGUAGAGACACAAAAAGCAGAGUCCCCCACAAGAUUGGUACAUUGGUACCUUGCUUGUUGAACGUAAUCUGUUCUGGAAGACCAUUCGACUUCCGAAACGUUCGACAACUGAGGCGCAAAGGGCGGUCAGCAAAGUACAUGGAGAAAAAAGAAAAACAUGCAGCUGUUUGACUUCCGAGGCGUGUUCGAACACGGAAGCAAUUCCGGGUUUUCAGCAUUGGCUUGGCUUCCAAGACUCUUUAAAACCAAGGUAUCACUGUGGUAGGACCUAUGCUUUUUAACUUGUCCAUAAACAAUCUGGGGGUGACCAGUGAAGUGGCCAAGUUUACUGAGAAUACUAAACUAUUUAGAGUUGUUUAAAACAGAGAGAGAUGAUGAUGAGCUCCAAAGGAUCUCUCCAAACGGAUGGCAAAGUGGCAAAUGCAAUUCAGUGUAAACAAGUGUAAAGUGAUUCAUGUCAAGACAAGAAAAUCUUAAUUUCACAGUUCAUGGGGUCUGAACUGGUAGCAUCUGACCCAAAACGAGACCUUGGGCUUGUAGCUUGAUGAAGGUGCUGACCCAGUGUGCGGCAGCUGUGAAAAUGUCAAAUUCCAUGCCAGGGGCCAUUAAGAAAGGGGUUGAAAAAUAAAACAACAUUUAAUCAGCAGCAGUUAAAACGCUACAUACUAAAGACAUUAAAAUAGGGAAUACUCUAGGGAGGAGCUGUACAAGCAGGGAGCAACUCCCAACUGGCCCUCUCCCUUGUGCCUGCCAGUCUCUUGGAUCUCAGUGAAGGGGCCACAGGCAGGUCCCCUGAGUUUAGUUUCAAGUUCUAGACCAGUUGAUAAUGGGUGCAGGUGGCCCUUCAAACAAGGCCUUGCGUCUAAGUUGUGAGUGAUGUGAUUUUAACUUUACGGGCUUGGCGGCUAGCCGGUUGAAAUCACACAAAUUAAAUGCACAGAAGGCAGGGAGCUUAAAAGCUCUUUUAGCGCAGGGUUUUCCCAGUGUGGAAAUAGCUUUAAAGCUCUCUGCCUCCUUGCUGAGUUCUUGGAGGCUCUUGCGCGAUCUUGGAUGGCUCUGUGAGAGCCUCCCAGAGGCCAGUAAGCAUGGCAGAGAGCUUAAAAACUCUCUGCCUUGCUUGGGGGGUAAGACCCAUGCAGGGCGCAAGCUCCAGAAGGCAAGGAUAGCCAAGUGAAUAACCAUAGUUUAGAGGUCCCGGGCCCUAAGGAAGUCAGACUAUCCUCCACCAGGGCCAGGGCCUUUUCAGCGAUGGCUCUGACCUGGUGGAAUGCUCUGUCCCAUGAGACUAGGGCCCUUCAGGAUUUAACCUCCUUCCGCAGGCCCUGUAAGACAGAGCUAUUCCGCCUGGCCUUUAAUUUGAAUUCAGCCUGAUCUUUUAUUUCCCUUCUCUUCCCUCCCCCUCCCCUUUUAUGAUUACCUGCUCUGAGACCCCACAGCUAAUUCUCCCCUGGCCUCCUCGCUGGCCCAAGUAGGACCAAUUCAGUCAGCUAGCCCUGGGGUUUAUCUAAUUGAUUUUUGAUUUUUAUUGUUAUUCAUGUUUUUAUACUGUAUUUUAUUCUGCUUUUAUAAUUAAGUGUUUUAAAGGGUUUUAAAUUUGUUGUUAGCUGCCCUGAGCCUGGUUUUUGAACCGGGAAGGGCGGGAUAUAAAUAAAAAUUUAUUUAUUUAUUUAAGUGUGGGGCAGUUCUAAGGAGGUAGUUUGAGUAUACACAUGUGCCAGCCCCAGAACAUACCGCCCCCCCACCCCCAGGGAAUAUGACUGUUUUCAGAACUUCUAAGUUAGAAUUUCUUCUUAAGUCACUCAUGCCCUUUAGUAGUCUGGGGAGUCAUAUAUUGGGUCAUGCCUAAUGGUUUGAUUGCUCAUUUCUCGUUCAGUCCUGUGUUCACUCUGUACUGAACUGUGUUUUAUUUAAAUGUUUUUAAGGUAUUUGAAGAAAGAAGAAAUCUGUUGGGGAAAUGGGUAAUGACAUUUUCUUCCCUCAUCCGCAAAUCCCAUGUGCUUCACUGCUUAUUUUGAGGUGAUCAGGCUGUAGUAGGACAUGUAAGCACAGAGUCAACCUUGUGUAAUGCACGCAGUCAUUGUGAGGGUUAUGAAGGCACUGCCCUCCAUGCAAUGUUUGCAUUUUUAAAAACUUGUAGUUGAAAAUGUAAGGGGGGGAAAUGGUGGAAGUCUGCAUGCAAUUAAUCUGUUUAGAGAGGUAUGUUUUGUCUCAGAGUAUGUCAAGUAUGUGCCUCUUUCCAAUAAGGAUUGUUUGCCCCAUGUGUGGUCGUGUCCCCUAGUGAUGACAUCACGUCCUUUCUGCCAGAUCCCCAGAGGCCACUGACCGCUGCUGGAAACAGGAUUUGCAAUAGUUGGACCUGGGAUCCAGCAAGCAAGCUAUUUAUGUCACCCUUCUCCAACCUGGUGCUUUCCAGAUGUUUUGGAUGACUGCUCCUGUCAGUGCUAGAUGGCUGUGCUGGCUGGAGAAGGUGGGUGCCAAAGUCCAAAACAUCCGGAGGGCACCUGGUUGGAGAAGGCUUGUAUAUUUGUUGGAAGUCUCCCAGAGUGGCUGGGGCAAACCAGUCAGAUGGGUGGGGUACAAAUGAUAAAAUUAUUAUUAUAAUUAUAGGUAAGGUAAAGGGACCCCUAACCGUUAGGUCCUGUCGUGGCCGACUCUGGGGUUGCGGCACUCAUCUCGCUUUACUGGCCAAGGGAGCCAGCGUACAGCUUCCGGGUCAUGUGGCCAGCAUGACUAAGCCGCUUCUGGAGAACCAGAGCAGCGCACCGAAACGCCGUUUACCUUCCCGCCGGAGUGGUACCUAUUUAUCUACUUGCACUUUGACCUGCUUUCGAACUGCUAGGUUGGCAGGAACAGGGACCGAACAACGGGAGCUCACCCCAUCGCGGGGAUUCGAACCGCCGACCUUCUGAUUGGCAAGUUCUAGGCUCUGUGGUUUAACCCACAGUGUCUUAUACAGUAUCUAUCAAUGGUUGUUAACUCUGCUACUUGAAUGGAGCAGAUCUCUGUCUCUGAACAGAUGCAGUAGAAUGUCUUUCCUUAUCAGGCAGAAAGGUCAUUUACCCCUUUCAAGCCAUGCUGGAGACCACUCCCUAAUGGAGGCAGGACACUGGUCUAGAAGAUGGACCAGAGCCAACCGUUCCUGUGCUUUUUAGCAGCCAAAACACAGAAUACUGGCAGGAGUUCAGCUUGCACUCGAGUAGAACCCUGGCAGAGACACAUGCCCGACUGGCAUGUUCUCUCCCUCCUGGUCAAUCGUUCGGGAGCUUCAAAAGCUUUCUUCUGCCCAAACAUCACAGCGACUGAUUCCAACAGACACCUGCACACUUAGGGAUCCACAGAGUUCGUGUAUCAUUGCGUGACAGAACCCCAGCAACUCAGCAUUUUGGCUAAUCUACUUUAUUUACAUAUAAACACGCACAGAGCACUGCAACAUGGCUCCCUCUCUCUCUAGCAUCAGACAGCAAAGAGAAAAUGAACAAAGGACAAUAGUCCCACUUCACAAAACAGCAGUAACACAAACAUCCUGUCUCCGUCACUUCCCACUCUGUGGAGUCAAAACAUAUACCGUCAUGUGAUGGACAACAAUCCCAUGACUGCAAUCACGGAGCAGGAAUUCUAACAAAUACCUGGGGGUUGGGGCGUCCUCAUCACAAAGAUGAAGUGCAAUAUGGUCUUGUGGUCCAUGUGUUUGCAAAGUGCUUCAUGGUGGGAAAGUCACUUCUGUGGCACCGUGUCUAGGUGCCACAAAACCCUCGGCUCACCUUUUCUCCCUUCCCUCCUCCGCAGUUUGACAAAUGGACAGACAACCAGAGGCGAAGAGUCCUGCUGGACUUCCUAGAGCGCUGCUCCCUCUUGCAGCUCAGGUUCUGCGUCAAGCAGCUGCAGGCUCGAGUUCCAGUGGAGGCCCUGGAUUUCACCACCAAGCUCCCCAGGGUUUUGUCCCUCUACAUCUUUUCUUUCCUGGACCCUCGUAGUCUCUCCCGAUGUGCUCAGGUAAAGCUCAGCGUGUUGGGAAGGAUGCAGAGGAGAGAUAACAAAGUUUAAGGUGCUGGAUAUGUUUAGCCUAUAAUCAUAGAGUGUAGAAUCAUAGAAUGGGACCCCAAGGGUCAUCCAGCCCAACCCCCCCGAGAUGCAGGAAUCUCAGUUAAAGCACCCAUGACAGAUGGCCAUCCAACCUCUGCCUAGAAACCUCCAGGGAAGGAGAAUCCACCACCUCCUGAGGGAGACCAUUUCACUGUUGAACAGCUCUCCCCUUCAGAAAUCCUUCCUGAUGUUUAGUUGGAAUCUCGUUUCUUGUAACUUGAAGCCAUGGGUUCGAGUACUGCCCUCUGAUGCAGGAGAAAACACUCUUGCUCCAUCUUCCAUGGGACUGUCCUUUUGAUAUUUGAAGAUGGCUAUCAUAUCACCUCUCAAUCUCCUCAGGCUAAACGUACCCAGCUCCUUCAAGUGCUCCUCAUUAGGUUUGGUGGGACGCAGGUAGCGCUGUGGGUUAAACCACAGAGCCUAGGACUUGCCGAUCAGAAGGUCGGCGGUUCAAAUGUGUGUGUGAAACAAACGGUCAGGUGUCCCUUUACCUUUUACUAAGCUUGGAUCCUAGAACAAUAGGCAAGUAGGAUCCUAGAAUGCAACAACUGAUUGGCUUGCAGGAAAAGACCAAUCAGGCUCCAGGAGGGAAGCAGAAUCAGAUGGGACUCAUUGUGUAAAUAAUGUAUAUAAAAGCCUGAGGUUUUGGGGGAAAUCCAAUCACUGUUUUACAAGCUGCAAUAAAGAGCAUGAAAUCGCUACAGGACUCAGAGUAUAUUUCAUUUGGCUUCCAGACCCUUGAUCAUUUUGGUCACCCUCCUCUGCACACCUUCCAGCUUGUCAAUAUCCUUAAAUGGUGGUGUCCAGGACUGGACACAGAACUCCAGUAGUGGUCUGUUGAUGCAGUAUAUGAACCAGAAAAGGGGCCCAGCAACAUGCAGUUGUUCCUCUUCCUGUAGUGCCAGCCUCCCUCUUUUGAGCAGCACAAGCACAGCAGUUGGAGUUGCAGUUUUGCCCAUUCAAAUGAGGGAAAGCACAUGCCUGAGGGAUAUACCUGUUUGAAAUUCAACUCCACUCCUGCAUGCAUGAACCAGGCCUCCAUCUGGGUUAGACAAGGAAAAACUGCAGUUGCCAACUCAGUUGUUUUUUUUUUUAAAGAACUCUGUUGCUUUCUGAAGAUAUUGAAAUAGUUUUUGCGUCUGGAUUAUGUGUCGUCCUCUGUUUCUGAUUUUUGCCCCGAUAGGUCCCUCAGAACAAUAAUAAUGGCGCCUUUUUCAUUCUCAGGUGAGCUGGCGCUGGAAGAACUUGGCAGAACUAGAUCAGCUCUGGAUGCCAAAAUGUCUGCGCUUUGGGUGGUAUCUCAAUUUCUCUCCAACCCCGUUUGAGCAAGGAAUCUGGAAGAGACACUACAUUGAGGUGGUGAAUGAGUUCUGGGUCACCAGCCCUAAGGUACCUCUGCAAUCCUUGAGACACAAACGGUUUUUGGAGCUGAGCUGAAAACCUCUAGUUUAGCCUCGUCUUGGAUGUUCUACUUUUUCCCUAUGCAGUAACUUUUUGACAUUUAGCCUUGUAAACGGACCUGCAUUCUGAAGUGGAGCAGUCCCAGUAGAAUUGUACCAUGGGCUUUCCCUGAAAGUGUGAGUUGAGGUACCUAGAUACCCUAACAGCCUAGUGCACACAUGCCUUCCUUCUGAUACGUACCUUCAAAGAGUCCAGAUAAAGGCCGCUGUGAGAAGAGGAUGCAGAUGGGCCAUGGGUCUGAUCCAGCGGACUCUUCUCAUGUUCUUAAGCCACUCCUCCAGUUUUCCAGCUCAGUAGUGGCCUGUGAUGAAAAGAGGCUUGAGGCUCAGGUGGCCUUGGAGGCGUGAAGUCCCGGCUGCUGUCACGGUCUGGUUCACGGGCGAUCGAAGUCCCGGCUGGGGACGUCGGGACUGGGGGCAAGAUGGCGGGGGGUGGGAGCAGGAAUGGGAGUCCAGAAGCCAGGAGUCAGGAAGCCAGGAGCCGAGGGUCAGAGAGGCGGGAGUCAAGAAGCCAAGGAUCACAAAGCAAGGGGUCACGAAGUCAAGGGUCUAAGGAUCAAGAAGCAAGGAGUCAGACGCAGCAAGGCAGGGAACUUGUUGCUGUGGCAAAUUGCCGAAGGGAAAUGCUGACCUUAUAUCCCUUCCCAGCUCUUGCCACCAGGUGCUGUGAGUUACCACUCGGCCUCACCUGUGAGGCUGCACCUUGCCUCUUCAGAACAAACUUAGGAAAUCCCCAGUCCUACAAAGUCCUAUUGGUCACAGGGCCUGGCUCCUGCACACACACCUGACAGCUGCAUACCUAUCUGGGCAGAGAUAGCCUAACUUCUGUCGCCUAUUGCUGAAAUGUGUUAUACAGGCUGUCAAUUGGUUUCUGGGCCCAAUUCAAAGUGCCGAUUUUGACCUAUGAAGUCUUAAAUGGCUCAGCACCGUAAUACCUCAAAGACUGCCUGUCCCCAUAUGAACCAAACAGGACCCUGUGAUUAUCACCUGAGGCCCUUCUUUGUGUGCCUCCUCCGCAUGAGGUCUGGAGAGCAACAACACAAGAAUGGGCAUUUUCUGCAGUGACUCCCCGCUUGUAGUAUGCUCCCCCUAGGGAAGCUUGCCUGGCGCCAUCGUUACACAUGUUUAGGUGCGAGGCAAAUACAUUUUAACUAGACUUUUAGCUAACUCCAGAGGUUAGCAAACUUUCCCAGCAGGGGGCCGGUCCACUGUCCCUCAGACCUUGUGGGGGGCCGGACUAUAUUGGGGGGGGGGGAUGAACGAAUUCCUAUACCCCACAAAUAACCCAGAGAUGCAUUUUAAAUAAAAGGACACAUUCUACUCAUGUAAAAACACGCUGAUUCCCAGACCGUCCACGGGCCGGAUUUAGAAGGCGAUUGGGCCGCAUCCUGCCCCCAGGCCUUAGUCUGCCUACCCAUGAAUUAAACAAUCCACAGCCUUUUACAUUGGGGUAGGGGUAUUGUUUUUGUUAGUUACUAUGGUAUGUGUUUUUGUUUCUUUAUAUUGCAAACUGCCCCAUGAGCCUCAGAUGAAGGGUGGCCUAGGAAUGUAAAUAAUAAUACACUCAAACCUUGGUUACUGAACGCCAAAGACCCGGAAGCGAAUGCUCCAGUUUUCAAACAUUUUUCGGAAGCUGAAUGUCCAAAGCGGCUUCCGCUUGAGUUCAGGAAACUCCUGCAACCACUCAGAAGCCGCGCCUCGGUUGUCGAACAUUUUGGAAGCCAAACGGGCUUCCGGAAUGUAUUACUUUCGACAACCGAGGUUUGACUGUAGUAAUAUCCAAGGGCUUCCCUCCUCCCCAAUAGCACACAAUUGAUUUUGCCUACUUGUUUUCCAUCCCUUUAGACCCCUCCGAAAGAGGACUUUGUGGUGGUCGAUGUCCAGCCUAUAACGAAAGAGGGUCUGGAGGUGAAACAGUCCCUGUCACCGUCAGUCCUCCAAUCAGCAUGUCCUCUCGGAAAGAAGAUGAGCAAGGAGAAGCAAGAUCUCCCUCCCUGGCGUUCUUCAGAUAAGCAUCCUACAGACACCGUCAGAUUCAAUUACCUGGACAACUUUGAUCCCAUCGAGCAAGCGAGGCAGGCGUAAGGCACACCCUCAUGUCUGUCAUCUUCUUUUCUCUCAAACAAAACUAAUUUGAUGUUCAGCUGCUCCCUCUCCCCCUGGGGUAGGUGACAAUCCUGCCAUAUUCAGGAGAAAUUGUCCUCAAGUUUUCUAAUUUUUGUAGGGGAGAGCCGAGUCUGCAAGUUUAAAGCCUCUUUGUGAAUCUCUUCCUAAUUAAUGGUGCAUCCAAGAUGGAUUCCGAUUUCAGUUAGGCAGGAAAUUAAUAGGGCUUCUUGGUUCUGCUCCAUAAAGUUUGGACCAAGCCCAGAAUGGAUUGAUCCCACCCCAGCAGAAUUCUGGAGUUGAUGAUGGGGUUGAUUCUGCUGUCCAUUUUAGGCAUGUGCAGAGCAUGUCAGAAGACGAAGGAGAAACCCCAGGCAACUUUAGCCUUCUCUGUACAUGCCCUUGGUGCCCAGUGUGGGAAAGGGUCAACAAUGUGUGUGAAACGAGGUGUAGAACAGCCCAGGGGUGUCCCCAAGACCUGCUAAGCCUCUCCUUCCAAAUUAUUUCCAGCCCAGAUGAAAUGCAGUAGGCCUGGGUGUGGUCCAAAAACCAUUCUACAAUGACUGGAUUGCCAGGUCAAAUUCUCUUUGGAAUGCCAUCCCUUCAACUACCGUAUUUUUCGCUCUACAGGACGCACUUUUCCCCCUCCAAAAAUGAAGGGGAAAUGUGUGUGCGUCCUAUGGAGCGAAUGCAGGCUUUCACUGAAGCCUGGAGAGCGAGAGGGGUCGGUGCGCACCAAUCCCUCUCACUCUCCAGGCUUCAGGCAGCUAUCUGCAAGCCUUCUGAGCAUGGCGGGAGUUCCCGCCGGGCUCCGAAGGCUUGCGGAUAGCAGCCUGUUCUGGGGGCUGGGGUCGGGGGAAGCUUGGGCUUCCCCAGCCCCGCAAGCUCUGGGAGCGGCAGCGAGGUUGCGCGCAAUCUUGCCGCCGCUCCUGGACCUGUUCUGGGGGCUGGGGGGUGGAAAUAAUUUUUUUUCUUUAUCCCCCCCCCUAAAAACUAGGUGCGCCCUAUGGUCUGGUGCGCCCUAUGGAGCGAAAAAUACAGUAUUUCUGUGUUUGGAUAUUUGAAGUAGCAUCUUGGCAGCACACAGGAUGCUGGUUAAACAUUCUGUUCCUUACCAUCCGCUUCCAGAAGUAGAGGUCUUUCCUUUCUUUCUCUCUUUCUCUGGCGAUCCCUCGUAGCUGAGUUUGUCUUUCAUAAACACGGUUUUGACAAUGAGUCCGUAAGUGACUGUGGAGGCCAAUUCUGGAUCCACACGUCCUUCCACAGUGGGGACAUUGGUUUCUGGGCAGGAGUUGAUCACAGUGAGGGUUUGCCAAGCGUGCCUUCCUCUUAGCAUGUUUCCUCCUUGUGUCCUGAGUUCGAGUGUCUUCAAAGCCCAGGACACCUUUGGUAACCUUCAUCCACCUUCACAGCCGUUGUAACAUACCGCGUGUUAUCAUCCGCCUGUUCUGCCAUUGAGGACUUCUUGGAUCAUUCUUUGUCUAGCUCCUUCCCUUUGACCUUACCGCCUUGGGUGACCCUGCUGGGAGUACAAGACUCCCGGUGGCUUCGCUCACAAGGUCAUAGGGACAUGCAAGCCCGCUCAUCACGACAAGGUGACGAUCCAGCAAGUGAGAGAGGUAGCCCGUUUCUAAUGGUAGAAUGCCUUAUUUUGCAUGCAAAAGGCUCCAUGUUCAAUCCUUGUUAAGAAUGCAAGAACAUAAGAUGCUCCUAUUGGAUCAGGCCAAUGGUCCAUCAAGCUGAGUAUCCUGUUCUCUCACUGGCCACCCAGAUGCCCAUUGUGGGAAACCCGCAAGGUGACCUGGGUGCAACAGCACUCUGCCCCUCUGGGAUACCCAUCAACAGGUGUUCAGAGGCAUAAUGCCAAGAAAGCAGAUCAUGGGGGAAAGCUUUCUCCCUAUUCUUAAGACCUAGGGAAGCCGUUCCCAGCCAGUUUAGACAGUACUGAGCUCCAUUGACCAAGGUUACCUGACUUGGUAUAACGCUACUUAAUAGGUUCAUCUGCUGCAACCAUACCCUGUUCCAUGACAGUCCCCCGGAGAAGUCUUCUUAACACCUUACACCUCCACGACAUCUUUAGAUGCUUGGUUCUUUUCUCAUUGCUCUUGUAAUCAAGAUCAGGAUGCUUUCUUGCAGUUACAGUAAAUAUGUCCACCCUUAGUUUAAACGCGUUGCUUCUUCAGUCGUAGGAUGAACAGUUGUUGCUCUUACUCUUGGCAUAACAUCUUGGGAAAAGAUCUAACACACAUGCCAACUAUCCUGCGGUCUACGUGUUCAGUAGUCCCAGUUUCUUCCUUAAUAGCAGAACGUCUUUCAAAACCCAGCCCACCAAACAUAGCCCAGAGCUGCAUUAGAGGGGCGUGGGGGCGAGUUUUGUGGGCUGAAGGGAGGAAGAUUAUUUUUCACGAGAGCAGAUGACAGUGCCAAGCAUUUUUCUGUCUUCUUGUUCUGGGAAAGUAACCUGUUGCCAGGAGCACAGAUCAGAAAGACAUUCACUUUUCACAAGACUGAUGUGAUGCGUGUAGGGAGCUGCCUGAGUAGAAUUAGCUUACUCUUUCUCCGGGAAUCUUAGGGUAGUGUCUGCAGUUCUCCCUCUCACACUUUUUGUCACAAAAACCUGCCUGUGAGUUACGUUAGGCUAAGAGAGCUACUGGCCCGAGGUCACCCACUGAAUUUGGUGGCAGAAAGGAGACUCGAACCCACCUCUCCCUGGCUCUAGCCCAACACUCUAGCCGUGAUACCAUAGUGGCUUUCAUGUAAAUCAGUGUUUCUCAAACUUGGGUCUCCAGCUGUGGUUGGACUACAACCCCCAUCAUCCCUGACCACUGGUCCUGCUAGCUAGGGAUGCUGGGGGGUUGUAGUCCAAAAGUUUGAGAAACACUGAUGCAAAUCUACAGAAACCUUUGAGUGAUUUAGCUGUGAUUCCUGCAUUGCAGGGGGUUGGACUAGUUGGCCCAUGGGUUCCCAACUCAACAGUUCUGUGGUUCUUUGAGUGCUGAAAUAUCUGCACAUCUGGGCACUAGCCCCACUGAAGCACAAUCAUGCAUAUUGAUUCAGAAAUAUAUUCUUCUGAGUCCAGGCCACUCUUGUAUCGGAGCCUGGGACUUCAGACUCACUCCCAGGUAGCGGUGCUUAGGGUUGCAGCUCCAGUCUCUGAAAUGAGAGGUGGCAGAACAAGCUUCAGGCCCAUACAUUUUUUUGUGUUUCAAAAAAGGAUUUGCCUCUCCCCGCCCUGUCCUGGGAAAUCCUUUUAACUUUGUUUAAUACAUCUUUUCCCCCCAUUCACUCUGUCACAAGAGACUAGGGCCCUGCGGAACUUGACAUCUUUCUCCUGGGCCUGAAAGACAGAGCUGUUCCACCAGGCCUUUGGCCACGGCACAGUCUGACCCCCUCCUUUGGUAAUCCUCACAGAACUCUAGCCCAAUGGUUGCCAUUAAUUUGAUUUUAAAUUGAUUUUAGAAUGCUAUGUUACAUUUAUUGUUGUUAGCCGCUCUGAGCCUGGCUUCGGCUGGGGAGGGCGGAAUAUAAAUAAUUUAUUAUUAUUAUUAUUAUUAUUAUUAUUAUUAUUAUUAUUGCAGUAGGAAGAAAGGAGGAGGGCUCACCCCAGACCUCAGCCAGUCGGCCUUCCAGAAGAAAAGGAGACCAAGCAGUGCAUCGUACAAACUCCGAAAAGCAAAGUCCCUGGCAAGUAUCCCCAAUGGUCAGCCUUCUGGGCUAAGCAGCAAACUUGGUGAGGUGCGAAGCCUUUGGUGAGGAAGGGAGCAGCCUUGAUGGUGGUGGCCCCCUCCCCAAAGCCCCACUGCCUUGCGUUGCCUUUUGAGUCCUUAGCUGCCUAAGUCCACCACUUAAGGGCUGCAACUUGAGCAAAGCUGGCGUUCAGUCUUGGAGCAUCAGUUAUGGUUGUUGCCCUCGUGCUUCUGCAGUCCUGCUGUGCAGCCUUGAUGCAGUGCUCACACUUUGCAUGCGGAAGGUGCCAGGUUAAGUCUCUGGUCUUUCUCCUCUAAGAGGCGCCACAAGUCAGAACACACAAUAGUGUCCCGACCUGGUCCAAGGCAGCUUCCUAGCAGUUAUUUAGGUGGGUCGCUGCGUUUGAGCUCAGUGGAGCUCCCUUGCUUGCCUCGAGGGUGCAUCCGACUGCAGACUGAGCGUCUUCGGCUGCAUAUGUCUGCCCCUUUGGGGAGGACUUUGUGACUCAACAUGCUUUGCUUCCUUGUCCUCCAGCAGCCUGGGGCUGAGCUGACAAGGACCCAGGAGUGCAGGAAUCAGGUAUACGGAGCCUGUCAAAGCCUUGCUUUGUGUGCUGCACUCAUUCCUGGUGGGGUGGGAGACUCUGACCCUGCCUGUCCCGUCACACGGCAUCCGCGACCCUGACAUUUUAAGCCCUUGCAUGCUCACCUGCUUCUUUUUAGGUUGAUCCCUGCCAAUCAUUACGUUGCUUCUUUUUAAGCCGCUUAAAAUGAAUGUCUGCCUUUCACCCACUGUCUGCGUCUCCCCUCCCGGUCUCAUAAUUCGGAUGCUAGCAAAAUGAGAAAUGCCCCUAUUACUCUCUUCAAACACACCCUUUUAAAAAAAAUUAUGUGAAGGUAGCAUUUAAAGAUUCAUGAUUAUGGCUUGGCUUGUUCUAAAAAAACAAAGAGUUUGUUGCUCUUUGUGCAGAAGCUUGAUUUUAAUGGAAGUUUUCAUAAAUAGAGGAUCUACUACUGCCUUGAGCAACAGUGCUCCUUCACAUGCCAGAGGGACCAGACUUUCUUCUUCAGUUUUAAUUUUGGAGACUGUAGCCAAUAAACAAUUUUUUUUUACGCUCAGCAGUUGAAGUGUUGACUGCUGUGCCCUUAUCUGCCUUUAUUGCCUGAAUGGAUUUCUGAGUAAGUGUUUUAUUGCGCCUGGCUUUUCCCAACACCCUAAACAAGAGAUUAAACAAACAGAUUGAAGCUGUACUCUUAUGCACACUUCCUGGGAGUAAGUUCCUGGGUUGGGGGAGAGACAACACACUGGAUUUGGCUUCCUGGCAGUGGCCCAUUAACAUGGACCAGGGUGGGAGCUGGUCCCUUAUAGACCUACAAGGUCAUUGUGGUCAUCUGAUGAAGCCUUUCUGGUGAUGCCAUGUGCUCCCAGGCCAGAGCCGUGAUCUGGAGCAGUUCUCCAUUUUGAUUUUUAAACACAUGUUAAAAUACGGUACUUCCUUAUUUUCCCAAGUCAUUUCUGUGUUAGUGACCUAGCCAUAUUUUUGAACAGGCAUCCCAAUGUUCUAUUACUUUUUAAACAGUAUUCAUAUUUUACUGUUCAUGUUUUUCUAUUUGUUGUACAUCACUUCAGAAAAUGUUUAUUAUUAAGCUGCCUGUAAGUUCUGGAAAUAGACAUAGCGGAACUUAUUUUUGAGUAAGUUUGAAGAGCUGUUUUUCUAUGUUAAAGAGAAAAGGAAUAGUUAUCACUCCGUUUGGAUUUCGAGUGUGGGCUCAGCACACCAUGAAAGUGCUCUGGCAUGCAAAAAUAUCCCCCACAUGCUUUCAUUGGGUCUACUCUUGAGUAGGGCUUGGUUAAAAUGCAACCCCUAAUCCUUUUUCCAGGGUAAAAAGUCCUCACCCUCUCACUUCCAGGUAUGUUAUUUAUUGCUUAGCUGUGGCAAGAAAAUAGCUCUAAAAUUUUUCACUUGCAGCUAACCCAAGGCAGCUGAAAGAGCUGGCCAGUGUGUGUGUGUGUGUCUCCCAGCUGGCUGGCAGGCCUGCUCACACACUGCUCCUUUCCUAAAGAAACUCAGUUUCUGCAACUAAAACCAAAAGGCUACUUGAUUCCGCCUGCCUUUGGGAUUGGGGUGUCCUGUGUUUGAAUUCUCCUCCCCAGAGAAGCCUGCCUGGUGCCUCCUCUGUUAUCUCCUUGAUACCAGGCAAAUACUUUUUUGUUAAAACAAAACAAAACCACCCAGACAUGCCAUCAUCUCAUAUACUGCUUUUAGUUGUUGUCAAUCCAUGUUGCUGCUUUCUAUGUGCUUUUAUAAGUGCAAUUUGUUGUAUUUUAUUUCUUUAUUUGAAUUCUCCUAAUUGAAUGCCACCCUGGGAGCUUUAUCACAAUGCAGGUAAUAAAUAAUUUGCCAAAAAAGUACAGCGGAACCGUAAUCCAUUCCAGAAGUCCGUUCAAUUUCCGAAACGUUCGAAAACCGAGGAUCAAAGGGCUGUCAGCAAGUUCAAUGGGGAAAAUUGAGAAAAUUGGGAGCUGUUUGGUUUCCGAGGCGCGUUCGAAAACGGAAGCAUUCACUUCUGGGUUUUCGGCACUCGGAAGCCAAGACGUUCGAAAACCGAGGUUUGACUGUAAUUACAUAAACCCAACAGAACAAAAGAUCCUUACCUGAAAUGAGUCUCCCAUUGGAGUUUCAUGGACUUUCCCCAAGUAUCUGUGUGUAGGACUGUGGCCUUUGUCUUCCUUCCUACCUGCUCAGAAUUUAGAGAACAGCAAAGUUUGGGUGGUGACUCAAGUUAUGAUUCAAGUCAUGUGUGUGUGUGGUUUUAGGUCAGGGACUGUGAUCCCAAUUCCUGGUUCUGCUGACAGAUUCAAAACCGCAGGAGAUUCGUAUCCCUCUAAAUCUCAUAAGAGCAUGAGAAAAGCCUGCUGGACCAUCUAGUUAAGCGCCCUAGAAUCACAGAAUCAUAGAGUUGGAAGGGACCACAAGGGCCAUCGAGUCCAACCCCCUGCCAAGCAGGAAACACCAUCAGAGCACUCCUGUUCUCACAGUAGCCAACUCCUUGCCUGUGGGAAAGGAUCCGAGCACAAGAGCAACUCACUCCGCCUCCAGUUUCCAGUCACUGGUAUUCAGAAGUGUUGCUGCCUCAAACUCUGAAGGCAGAGCAUAGCCAUCAUGGUUUGGAGCCAUCAAAGGCCCUCUCCUCCAUCAUUUUGUGUAAACCAUCUACCGUAAUUUUCGCUCUAUAGGACACACUUUUUCCCUUCUAAAAAGUAAGAGAAAAUGUGUGUGCGAAUGCAGGCUGCGCGGCUAAGCCCAAAGCCAGAACAGGGAGACAGAGCACUUGGGGCUAGCUGCGCAAAGCCUCCGCAGGGCAGCGGGGUGAAGGCACCCCACUGCCCUGCGGAGGCUUCAAAGGCUGUCCCCAAAGCCAGAACAGCAAGAGGCUAUCCCAGAAGCCAGGUCCCUCUUGCUGUUCUGGCUUCUGGGGUUCAGAAUUUUUUUCUUCUUGUUUCCUCCCCCCCAAACUAGGUGCGUCUUAUCGUCCGGUGCGUCCUAUAGAGUGAAAAAUACGGUAGGUGGAGCGAGUCCCAUAGUCCCAUAGUUUAACUACUUCUGUGCAAAUGACUUUAUUUUGCCUGCCUUGAAUCUUCCAUCAUUCACCUCCAUCGGAUGUUCACAAGCUCCACAAGAAACUACAUUUCUUGCUUUUUUUCUGCCUCGCUCCCCAGAUGUCCCUCUCUGCAGACCUCGGCUCACAGCCAAAAGCCCCCGCUCGCCCCAACUGGGCUACUUACCACCCUGCGGGCUAUCCUGCCACCAAAGCAAUGGCCAAGAUCCUUGCCCAGAGCGCCCAGUGGAACGCUGGGAUACGGCCGGCGCCUGCCCAGGGUCCAGUCCCACAGCUGAGCGAGAAGGGGAAGAAGGCCUUUGCACGGACAAGCAGAAGCUCUCCAAGUCAGUAAACCCGGUCAUUUCAUGUAAGGGGGGGGGGUGAGCAUUGAAAAUUUCAGCCCCUUUUCACUCACAUCACCAUUUUGUUGUUUUAUUAUUAUAAAAGCCCUGUUUAGGGAAGCUUUUAAUGUUUGAUGUAUUACAGUAUUUUGAUAUUUUGUUGGAAGCCACCCAGAGUGGCUCGGGAAAUAAUAAUAAUAAAAAUAAAAUAAUAAAAUAAUAAUAAUAAUAAUAAAUAAUUUAUUACUGAGUUUUUGAAAUUGUAGACAAAAGUUCAAUAUCACUCUCGCCAUGCACAAAUUCAGCCAUGACAAGAACGCUAGCUAAGCCUAAGCGAUUUUAAAGAGAGCUUUUCAAUGAAAAAGGUGCCCAAAACUACAUCCCUCACAAGUUGGAUAAAGUAAUAAAGCUGUGACAAGCUGCAGUCUUAACCAUAGGCAAAGCAGAAUUAGAAUUAAAAACGACAGCAAGACUUGGCAGCUACAUUGGCAUCAGUAACUUAUUACUGAUAGCCAAUGUAGCUGGUAAGAAACAAGGCUAAUAUAUUUCCUUCUCUUUUUGUAUCGUAGGUUAGAGGGUUUGUUUAAAAGGCUGGAGCAACAGGCUAGCCAAAUUCUGCUAUGUGCUUUUGGAGCAGAUCGCUGAUGUUCUGGCACACUAGCAAACAUUACAAAGUCAUUAUUAUUAUUAUUAUUGCUAUCAUCUGAACAUGUUUGGGGAGAGAGAAGGCACUGCUGGAUGUACCCAGGUCCCCACCCCCAAUCCCCAUAUCUUAAGACAAGCCUCCAUUGCAAUACAGAUAUGUUGAAAGAAUGUCAGUGGCAGGUUUAAUUUUGCAAGGGGCUGUUUCCUUUUAGUUUCUCGCUGUUGACGUUAACUACUUCAUCUUCUCUACCUGUUCCAGCAUCUCCACUCUUUGAAAGCCAGCCCUGGGAACUUCCCCCGUCAGACAUGGGAUCUGAUGCAGAACAGGAGGGUGGAGAAAAGAGACUUUUCAAAGCAACACACUUGAAUUAAUCUCCCCAAGGGAAAGACAGAUGUCGUUGCAGGUUACAAUCGUGUUCCCAGAGCUAUGAGCCCAGCUUUCUGAAAAGGGGCUCUUUGGACGAGGAUUAAGAAUCAUGUGGAUUUAUCAUGUCUGCAUUUCCAUGGUGGAAUAACCAGUGACUAACCAAUGGACUGUUGGGACAACCUGGAUUUUUUUUAAAAAAAAAUACUGUUCAGAUAGGAACUUUGCAUGUGGCCUUAGACAGGGCACUAUUUCUCAGCCUUAGUUUCUAAGCUGUAAAAUGGGAAAGGUGGUGGUGUACCUCAUCGAGUUGUUGUGGAAUUGAUGGUCAGCAACAGUGCAGUGCUAUGCAUAUCUACUCAGAAGUAAGCCCCACUGAAUUCAAGGGGACUUACAACCAGGGAGAAGAGACGGUGGAAGAAUAUUGGAAAAAGUUUAAAAUCUAUAUAUGGAAAUAAUGUAAAAUUAAUGAGUGUUAGAAAAAUGUUGGGAGGGAAUUAUACGGCUUUAGUAGAAAUGUUUUAAGGAAUUAAGCAUAAAUAAGUAUUAUAGUAUUAAUGGAAAAUAAGGUUAAAAUAUGUUAAGAUAAUCACAUGACAGAAAAUAGAGAAAGAUGGAAAGGAUUUGCUGAAACAAUUAUUAGAAAUGGAAUACAAAAAAGGGAGGUGAGAGGAGGUCGAUGAAACAAGGGAAUGAAAGAGAGGAUAUUGAGAUGGUAUGAUGUGUGUUUUUUGAAUUGUUUUUGCUUUUGUUUUGUUUAAUGUGUUAAGGUUAAUGUUGCGUUCUGUAUUGUUUAUAUAUUGUAUUGUAUUGUUUCUCUUUUGCUUUUCUUCUUCUUUUCUUUUUUUCUUUUCUUCUCUUCUCUUUGUAAGGUUUAAAAGCAAUAAAUAUUAUUUUAAAAAAAUAAAAAUUCAAGGGGACUUACAAAGUUACUGGCAACUUUGAGUUAUUACAUAAAGAGGAAAAGAACGCAAAGGAAGGAUUUAGUUCCAGUAGGUAGCUGAAACAUAAUCAACGGUAAGAACAUGAUUAAACAAAAUGGCCUAUGCCAAAGUAGCAAGUGUGAUGCUCACGCUCGUCCCUCUCCCUCCUUUCCAUAAACACCCUUUCUUGUUUCCCCCCAUUAUCAACAUUGAGACUGUAAGCAGUUUGGGGGCAGAGACUUUAUAAACCCUGUACACUGUGAUGACGUAUGGAUGGUCCUGUGCCUAUCAGUUUGGCAGCAAACUGGGUCCACCUAAAAAAAAAGAAAGGGUAGU
Podarcis lilfordi (Lilford's wall lizard) is the source of this 23458-nucleotide messenger RNA. The record is from the annotation of a GenBank genome assembly. NCBI's taxonomy places the organism in Eukaryota, Metazoa, Chordata, Lepidosauria, Squamata, Lacertidae.